GCGUCAGCAGUGCACACCUGUGUAUCACGUCACUUCUAUGCCGAGCAGCAGGCGCGUCUCCACUGUCCGCUCCCGGGGUCGCGGUGAAGGGUUGCUGGACCUGCAGAGUUUCCUCUCGGCAGCCGAGGACCAGGGAUUCUACCGCAUCCGUCUCAACAAAGACCCGGGACUCCAGACCCAGGACUGGCUGGGUUCCUCUGAGCAGAACGCCAUCCCUCUGCUUCCCUGGCUGUUGGAUAACACUUUUUAUUCGGUUUUUUUUUUUGCUCCCGUAUUUGUACGUAAUUUUGCAGGGCGGAGACGAACGAUUUUAACAAAAUCAUAGCCAUUUAUAUUCUAGGCUUGAACGGCAGAAGUGAACGGCCAAGCUGAAAGGCGAAAUGCCGUAUACACGGAGGAUUUAAGAAACUUUUUAUAUACCGAAAGGAAAAGUAAUGGAUCUCAUCCGGCAUGAUAUUUGGUGAGAAAGGGCUGUUGCGUAGACUCAUCAACUGCAAGCCAGAAGUAAUGCUCCACUUUUUAAAACCCCACGUGCAUUGAGUUGUUUUUGUAAGAAGUGCAAAAAAAAAUUAUGCUGAAAGACAUUUACAGCACAGCACCGACGUGGAUCCUAAUCUGAUCUGCUUGGCUGCAUUGUUUCGGGUCUGUUUGCCGUAACUUGAACGCUGAUUGAAAAUAUAAUAUACAUAUAGGAUCCGGACUGUCUCGAUCAGUCUGUCGGCGUCCUGUCUUGGUAGCAUAGACGUGGCUGGAGAUCAUGAGGAAUACCGAUGAGACGGAUGGCUUUGAUGGCGAGGCCUCCAACACGUCUAUGAUUUCGGGGGCUAGUAGCCCCUACCAGCCCACCACGGAGCCCGUGCGUUCGAGGAAUGUGCUGGCAGGCAUCAGGUGUGACAACGAGUAUCUGCGGUCCAACUUCGGCGUUUUGAAAAUCAUUGAAGUGGUGCUCGCUCUCAUUUCCUUCAUCUGCAUAGAGACCAUCAUGAUGUGCCUGCCUUGUGGGGGGGUCUACUUCUUCGAGUUUGUCAGCUGCAGUACCUUUGUGGUCACUGGUGUCCUCCUCCUGCUCUUCAGCCUCAACCUGCACACCAAGGUGACCCACAUCAACUGGAACCUCACGGACCUGCUCAACACUGGCAUCAGCACGUUCUCCUUCUUCCUGGCCUCCCUGGUUCUAGUGGCGCUGAAUCACACAAGCGGAGCGGAGAUCGCAGCGGGGAUAUUUGGCUUCCUGGCUACGGCGGUCUACGCCUUCAACACGGUCUUGGCGUUGAGGAGGCUGCGGCAAGGGGGGCGGCCGAGUGUGGGGCAGACGGGCGAUUACACGCGGGCCCGCACCACGUCCCGCGGGGAGGUGGAGUCGCAGCCUGAGCUGCACUGAGCGCCCGAAUCGCAGCCACGGAGCCGGCCGCACUGGAGAGACCCCCGUGUCUGACAUGCACUUCCCAGACCCCCAAGUUGGGGUUGAUACUCGACCCCAUUUUAGGGUUUCAUCUUCCAAGACCCACCUUGGCCUCUCCGUAACUGUAAGAGGUUGGCUCUCUGGAUCUUAAGUCACAGUUUCACAUGGAUGAAGGUAUAUUUCUUUGAGACUGCUUAUCACUAUGCCAUAUCAAUAACCUACUCAAAUACAUAUCUUUUGCUUUACAGUGCAACCUAGUUAUUUGACGGCACUAAGCCUAAGGAUUAAAGACCAUUUUCUAAUCAUAAAUCUAAUCCAAGGGUUACAAAGUGCUUCUCCAGACAAAGUAGGUUUCUUCUGGGCUGCUGUUGUGUUUGGUCUGUAGUAAGUCUGCACGAAGGAGCUCCUGUGCAGACCUUGGCUGAUGUUUAUCGGAGCUGUUUCUGGGUCCGCGAGCACACUCCCAGUUAGCAUUCUCAUUUGGAACAUUUUCAAAUGCUAAUAUGUCAAAUUCGGCGAAGGGCAAUCCACAGCUUCGUCAAAUGAAAUGAAAGUCUUUCUUAUUUAUGAAAUGCAAAAAUGCGUGAUGAGUAACUGGAGCUCUGGCGAUACCGUGCAGGAUGGAUCGGUAACUGCAGCCGCCUUUGAUUCUGGAUUCCAAGAGGCCGUGGCAGUGUGACCCUAUUUGCCUAUAAGUGAAAAUGCUACUUGGAUCCUAGUUCAUGAUGAGAUGUAUAAUUCGCAUUAUGGGAUCUUUAAGGGUUAAUUCUCUGAAGGAGUUCACUUACCGACAUCUUUACAUUGUGUCUGUAUGCAGCAUAAUGAUACCUGUUAAACUGCAGAGGUCACUCUGGACCACCAUCAUAUCUUCCAUGUGUAAACGUAACAUAUUUACAGUGCCCUGAAGAAAACGGAAAUGUGUGUUUGUGUAGCUAAUGUGGUUUUAACAAGACAUUGUUAUCUCUGAACCACACAUCCUGAUAAAGUCUCCAAGGGUAGCUUUAGAGAAAUUGCAAUGUCUCACCUCGAUCUCAUCUUUUUAGAAUUGUUUAGAACUAGCAAGUGUUCCUCCGCCACGUCAAUCACAAUAGUAGGACACGAUUCCAGUCUUGGAUGCUGGUACCGGGCUGUGGGAAGAAUAUUUGGGAAAGGUUUCCAUACCCACAUACCAGGGGUAUUUUUACUGGAUUAAGGGACUUAGGAAGUAGGGAGAGGUUUCUCAUUGGUGGGUUUGGUGUCUCCUGUUGCUGUGCUUGGGCCUAGUUGCCAUGUAUGGAGAAUUGUGGGAAAUCCAGCAUCAGGGAAGGCCUUAUUCAUGGAGUGAUCCAGCGUCACAACUGGGGAAUGUGAUGAGCUGGUCCUGUCUGUCCAGUCUCUCAGCCUAGAACCCCAGCCGACACUGGGACAUGGUUCUACUCAGAACAUGAGGGCUAUGCUUUGUAACAAUCUGUUUUUAAAUGCUUACUGUGAAAUCAAGCUUGUAGCCGUUAUCUUGCUGGGAUAUGAGGUGGGGUGGGAGGGUGUGUUUUAUGAUGGUAAGGAAGGGUGUUAUGAGAGUGGGGAAGCGUGACCAACCCUGGUUUUAAGACUGUUUCCGAAUGUUCCCCCUAGAAUUCUAUUUAUACACGUACGUUAAUUAUUUGUGUGUGAUUUUAUAAAGCUGGAGGAUAUGUCUUUAUUUUGGCUCAAUGAUUGACAAGUAGCUGAUCUAAGCCACUUGUUUAUGUGUGUUUGAUGAUGCCCUGAUGGAAGAUGUGUGUCCAUCACAAAUCGGUGCCUUUGGUGACGGAACCAGCACAAGUGAGACGCAACCAGUCCUAUUUAUGGCUUAACUUAUUGAUAUAGCGUGCAGUGUAUCUAAAACAGUGUGCUAAUUAGUUUGUGAGAAGACUAGGUCUACACUCCUUUGAAUUAAAUCACGUGUGGGAUGCAGUAAAUGCUGCAGAAGUUGCUGCCGUGAGUUGAGAAACACGGCACAUUUUUACUGGGAUAUGUCUGAGCUGCCGACCGUAAUGUUUAUUUUUGAAUCACGCCACUUCCACCUCCUCUAAAUGAACUGAACCUGAUCUCCGUUACUUCCACCCUUUUAAGAAUAAGCAAAUAAUAUGCCAGAUGGGACCAGUUGUCACCGUCGUCGUUAUGGUGACAAGGACAAUAGUUUAGAAACUGUUUUGUACGGAUGAUUUACUCCAGCAGCACAGUGAUGUCUCUUUUUUACUAAUAGAGUUUGCAUUAAACUUUUUUUUUUCUCCAUUCAGUAAUUUUUGCUUACACUACCCUCAGACCCGCUCCUUAUUUGUCCUACAAUAUUUCAGGCUGAAUACAUGGCCAUCCAAACAAUCCCUGCUGGAAUAUCACUGAUGUGUACACUAACUCACAAGACAAAGUCUUACAAGAUGACUUAAGGUAAAGUAUUAGCAGUGUAAUGUAAAAUUUAUAUAUAUGUUUUUUAUUUAUGUAACUUUACAAGCAUCACAGUACCUAAUUUUUUUAUUUUAUUUUUUACUUCCGGCCGAAUCAUCGUGCAUUGAUGUUUGACGUGCAUUCUUCUAGCUCACAAUAUUGCUUACCAUGUAUUCUGUCCAUCCAGUUUUAAUUUAUUUUAGUGAGUGUCCUCUAUGAAAUCAUUCAUUUUUGUAUGCAUUGCUAAUUGUAUUUGUAUAAUUCAAUGUAAAUUUAUCAGUGCUAAUUAGUAGGCUUACAACUGAUUAAAUUGUUCUGCUUCUUG
Paramormyrops kingsleyae is the source of this 4130-nucleotide messenger RNA. The record is from RefSeq and is a predicted model, not a curated record. Lineage: Eukaryota; Metazoa; Chordata; Actinopteri; Osteoglossiformes; Mormyridae.